AUGAUCUUAGAAAAGAGAAAAGGUGGCUGUAGGAGCCCAUCUCAGGGCCUGGCCAGCUCGGAGCUGCUGCGCAUGCGCACCGGAGCAGCGCUAAUGGCGGAGAGCGUGCGGUCGCCGUUCGAUUACCGGGAGCCCCCGACCCUCGACAGCGACGGGGAUGGCAGCAAGCCGCCGCCACCGCGCGGGCGUGUGUGUGGCAGGAAGAGGAAGGGGACGCCGGUGAAGGUGUGUGACAGAGCGGCGUAUGUGACGGAGGAUGAGGAGGAGAGUCUGUCUGAACACAGUUACAGCCCAGGGGACGAGCAGUACGCAGAGGGAGCUGAAGACCGACUUCCUCCGCCAGGCAGCCCGUACUACCUCACCGACCCAUCACAGCUCUGUGUGCCCGAGCUUGCUGAAGAGGGCGCUAGCGGCGUCCGCGGCCCUGUGCUGUUCCACCCACCGCCCAACUGCAGGAUUAGAGAGGUGCAUUGUGGGAGUCAGGUCCGGCUCGUCGUCAUAGCCAUUCGAGACAUUGCCAAAGGCGAGGAGAUCACAGUGGACUACAGCCUGACCGACUGGGGAGAAAAUGCCAUGGGCUUUCAUACUUCAGUAUCUCCACGUGGGUUUGAAUGUGGAUUCAACCCAGAGAGCAACAUCAAGAAGGAAGAGGAGCCGGGUUCGCUCCCUCUGUCUCUUACCGUUUCUGACUACCUCACUCCGUCAUGGUCGCUGUCUCCCUCCUCCUCACCGCUGUCUCACUCCGAGGCCAGCGACUCUGACCGAGAGGAGGACGAAGAGGAGGAAGACGACGACGAUGAUGACGACGACGAAGAGGACUUGGAGGAUCUGCGGGGCCGCAUGAUGAGACGCCGCAAGAAACGGAAAACCUCGGUGACCGUCAAGAAAAAAGCCCCGCCCAGGACCCAGCCACGCCCCUUGUCCUUCACAUGCCCCGCCCCUUCUUCUCCAUCACCCUUCCAGCAGCCUCUAGCCCCGCCCACAACAAACAUAAACAACAAUAUAAACAUAAACAUCGGUGCGAGCAGCACGCUCUCCCGCCGGCAGCACUGUCCGUACUGCGGCCGGCAUUUCCGCUCGCUCGCACGCCACCUGGAGAAACACCACGACCAGCAGCCCGAGGUCAGAGCCGCCAUGGAGCUGUCGCACCUCCCCGCUCACGCAGCCGGCGCCGCCUCGCACCCGUUCGCUUCUCCCGCUCAGCCCUCGUCCUCCCUAGGAACGUCCCUGUUUUCCCGUGAGCGAGACUCUUUGUCUUCAGGUUCAAAAUCUGGAAGCGUCUCCUUCUCGCUCUCGCUGUCUCCGCCUCCCGUCUCCAAUACCUCAAAGAAGAGCUCGUCGACUUCGCCUAGAAAGGGUGCAGCGCUCGCCGCUAACAAGAGCCCCGCCGUCACGCCCAACCCUCCCGCCAGGAGAGGACGACCGCCGAAGAAAGAGAAGGAGCAGCAGCAGAAGAAGCAGGAGGAGGUGGAGCGAACGAAAGAGGAGCCGCCUCCCACGCCCGGGAAACAGGAGGAAGAGGAGGAGGAGAAUGAAGAGGAGGAGGAAGAGUUUGACAUGAGAGAAGAUCGAAGCGCAGAGGAGAAAAACGGUGAAAUGGCAAGCUCUCAGCGAUCUCACAUGCCUCCUCUGCUGUCAUCGCUCUCCACGCUGGUGCUGUACCUCCGCCGGCAGCAGCACUCGUCGUUCCUGUCGCUGUCCCGCGCUCCGGCGUCGGCCGAGGCCUGGCGUCUCCUCUGCCACUCCAGUCUGGCUCUCCUGAUCCUCUACAACCGGCACCGCGAGUGCGAGGUGGCCAAACUCACCGUUCAGGACUACCGCAGCCGCGCCGCACCCUCCUCUACCUCCUCCUGCUCGCUCGACGCGUCGCUCUCCCCGUUCGAGCGUGCCGUUCUCUGUCACCUGUCGCGUGUGGGUGUCCUGGGCAAACGCGGCCGCGUCCAGCCGCUCAUUCUUCCUCCCCAUUCAGAAGCGUGUCUGGAUCUCCUCCUAAAGACGUCUGCAGACGUGGGUGUCGAUCCCGAGAGCCCGUACGUGUUCUCCCGGCCGUAUCACUCCCCGGCCACGCCGCUGCGCGGGACCGACCUGCUCCGGAGCCUGGCGCGCACUAGUGGCGCCAAAAACCCCGCGGCGCUCACCGCUCCCCGCGCUCGACGACAGGUGGCCAUUCUGACCCAGCUGCUGCUGCUGGAGGAGGGCGAACGGGCGCCGGGUACAGCCGUGAAACGAUUGGAGGAUUUCCUGCAAAGGGAGUAUCACGUGACUCAGAACUGCGCUCGGAUUGGUCAGGACCCGGCGCUGAUGAACCGCGUGGGGAGAGUCGUGCUGUACGGAGAGAGAGAAGGAGUGCUGUUCAGAGGAAUGAGCCUGCAGCACAUCUGCCUCGAGCUGGACGUGAUGUCGGGGAACUCUGCCGACUCUUUCUCAGAUGACUCUGACGGAGAGGCCAGUAAGAGUAAAGACAGAGCUGACGCUGGAAAGAAGGAAGGGUCCGGUAAUCGAGCGCCGCGGUCGAAGAAGAGCAGCAGCCCUCAUCUGUCACCGCCCACGAGCUCACCUGCAGCGGGACUCAAGAGACGCAGCGCUCAGGUCAAAUCAGGGAAGCGUGGCGUCCUGAAGCGUCCGUGGUCGGAGGCGGAGCGUGUGGCGGUGGAGACGCACCUGAAGCGUAACAUCAUGGAGCUGCGUGUUCCUGCUAAAGCGGACUGUGAGCGAUGCCUGCAGCUCUGCCCUCUGCUGGUCAGCAACCAGCGCGACUGGAGAGCCAUCAAGUUCUACUGCCACAACCGCAUACAGUUACUCAAGAAACAGGGACGCCGGGACGGGAACACAGCCGCCACCGCUGUCUGCUAACCACAGUAACACACACACACACACACACACACAUGUACAGAUGACACAGCGGUGUUGUAUUUUGUUGAACUGUUCUCCUAAGCUAGCGCACAGUGCAAUCGCACACGCACUUCCCACAUUCCCCUGUGUGUGUGUUUCUCAGACCAUUUCUCUGACAAACUAACAAACUUUUUCACACAGCGGUGUUCAGACUCCUCAGAAACGCAGCAGCGAUGAGCACAGCAGGUAUGGUGACGUUACGGUGUAGCUCUUUCUCUAUAUGGACUGUUUGGCUGUGAUGGAUCUGGACUGGUUUUGGACUGGUUUUUCUCUCCACCCGCUGGAGGUGGUGUAAACAGUGUUGGAUUAUGUGGGACCAGCUCGAGGUCAGUCUUACCUCACGCGUCUGGAGUCUGAUUGUGUCCGACAGACGUCAGUCUGCACCUCUGGAGAUCCGCUUUACUAUCAGGAUCAAUCUCACAAACACAUCCAGAUCAAAAUCAACAGGAAAAAAAUAGGAAAUUAUAUUUUGCAUAAAGAAAAUGAUGCCUGUUUUUAUUAUCUUUUUUGUUUGUUUGUUUGUUUUUUUAUUCUACAUUUUAACUUAUUUAUUUUUGCAACAAUUAAUAUUGACAGGCUUUUCUAUGGAAGCUUGUUUCCACCUCAUAAAAACAAAAAAGGUAAGUCUAACUUUGAAUCUCACAAUUACAAAUUUUUUUUUUUUUUUAGGUAACCAUUGAUUUACCCUAAACUGUCAAAUUCUUUGACCCCACAGAAUGAGGUAGAAAACAAACCAUAAUUCCUGGACAUUUUACUUUUAAUUUGUUUUCUAAUUAUCAAUAGUGAGUCUCAUUACUGUAAUACAUUGAUCAGCAGAGGAAAUACUACCAUAAUGUAUAAAACUUUUUCCAAUGAAAUUGAUCAUCAUUUUGUCAUCAUUUGAUCAGAAUAAGAUUUUUUGCAUUAGACAUUAAUAAUAUUUCCAGCUAAAAUGUUCUAAAAUGUCUGAAAAUAGCAACAAAAUGCAGAAAAUCUCAGUGGUCUGAGAAACUGGCUUAAUUUUCUUCAUGCAAAGUGUAUUUUUUACUUUUUUUGCAUGCAUCGUAGUUUCAGGGUGAGCUCUGAUCUGGAUCUGUUUGUGAGAUUGAUCCGUCUGUAUUCUGAAGUGUUGGUUGCCUUAACUUUUGUUGUGUUGUUGGUUUUCUAUUGAUCUCGUCUGGCUGCAGCUGAUAUUAAACCCAAUCACAUUCAUUCGUUUCUAUGCAUCAUCAGUUCAUUUCAAGAGGAACGUGGUGUUUUCGGGAUCAUUGAGUUUGGAGAUCAGUCACGUUUCAUUCCGUUGGAGUUUGUUUUGCUCAUCUGUGCCAAUCCGAACACGAGCGCGUGUUGUUAUUUCGUGAAGACUGUUGAAGGACGCUGAAUCUCCUCCCUCUCUCUCCUGUACAGUGGUCUGAUCUCUGAUCUGUGUACAGUGACGUGUCGUAACAUGAUAUUAGCCGGUAGAGUGUUUCCACUGCGUGAUGAUGUACAUUCUGUAAAUAUGACUUAUAUGAAAGUACUACGUUUUAAAGUUGUUUUCUUAAUGCUGUUGUAAAGGUAUAUCAGAUUUUAGAGAGAUGAUAUCUUGACAAAUACAGAGCUUAAUGUCACUGCAAAGAAAAACAUUUGAAUUUCAGAUUGUCAUGUCUUUUUAUUAAAUUACAAACACAUGGAAACAUCA
Molecule: messenger RNA, 4552 nt
Organism: Labeo rohita (rohu)
Lineage: Eukaryota; Metazoa; Chordata; Actinopteri; Cypriniformes; Cyprinidae
Exons: 10
Coding region: 1-2853 (950 amino acids)
Molecular function (GO): protein binding
Source: RefSeq, a predicted model, not a curated record